Molecule: messenger RNA, 4424 nt
Organism: Heterocephalus glaber (naked mole-rat)
Lineage: Eukaryota; Metazoa; Chordata; Mammalia; Rodentia; Bathyergidae
Product: histone-lysine N-methyltransferase SMYD1
Cellular component (GO): nucleus
Molecular function (GO): protein binding; histone H3K4 methyltransferase activity
Source: RefSeq, a predicted model, not a curated record
CCUGACUGCAGUGCAGAGCUUAGCUCAUGCAGAGAGUUGCUUCUUGCAAAGGAACUUUUGUAAACAUGUCAGGUCCCAUCCUGGGACCACAGUAGCCUUUAGCUAUUUUCUACUGUGCUGGGAGAUGAAGGAGACUCUUCCCAGGUGCUGAAAUAGCAGCAGAGACAAGAGGCUUGGCGCAGUGUGAAGUACCCCCCGAGCUGGCUGGACAGACCCUGAGAUGACGAUAGGGAGCAUGGAGAACGUGGAGGUCUUCACUUCCGAGGGCAAAGGCAGAGGUCUGAAGGCCACAAAGGAGUUCUGGGCUGCAGAUGUCAUCUUUGCCGAGCGGGCUUAUUCCGCAGUGGUUUUUGACAGCCUGGUGAACUUUGUGUGCCACACCUGCUUCAAGAGGCAGGAGAAGCUCCAUCGCUGCGGGCAGUGCAAGUUCGCCCACUACUGUGACCGCACCUGCCAGAAGGACGCCUGGCUGAACCACAAGAAUGAGUGUUCUGCCAUCAAGAGAUAUGGGAAGGUGCCCAAUGAGAACAUCAGGCUGGCAGCACGAAUCAUGUGGCGGGUGGAGAGAGAGGGCACCGGGCUCACAGAAGGCUGUCUGGUGUCCGUGGAUGACCUGCAGAACCAUGUGGAGCACUUUGGGGAAGAAGAGCAGAAGGAGCUACGAGUGGACGUGGACAUGUUCUUGCAGUACUGGCCACCCCAGAGCCAACAGUUCAGCAUGCAGUACAUCUCGCACAUCUUUGGAGUGAUCAACUGCAAUGGCUUCACACUCAGUGACCAGAGAGGCCUGCAGGCGGUGGGAGUGGGCAUCUUUCCCAACCUGGGCCUGGUGAACCAUGACUGUUGGCCUAACUGCACAGUCAUAUUCAACAAUGGCAAUCAUGAGGCAGUGAAAUCCAUGUUUCACACCCAGAUGAGGAUUGAGCUCCGGGCCCUGGGUAAGAUCUCAGAAGGAGAGGAGCUCACAGUGUCCUACAUUGACUUCCUCAAUGUCAGUGAAGAACGCAAGAGGCAGCUGAAGAAGCAGUACUACUUUGACUGCACAUGUGAGCACUGCCAGAAAAGGCUGAAGGAUGACCUCUUCCUGGGGGUGAAAGAGGACCCCAAGCCCUCUCAAGAAGUGGUGAAGGAGAUGAUACAAUUCUCGAAGGACACCCUGGAAAAAAUAGACAAGGCUCGAUCUGAGGGUUUGUAUCAUGAGGUUGUAAAGCUCUGCCGGGAGUGCCUGGAGAAGCAGGAGCCGGUGUUUGCCGACACCAACCUGUACACGCUUCGGAUGCUGAGUGUGGUUUCUGAGGUCCUCUCCUACCUCCAGGCCUUUGAGGAGGCCGCACACUAUGCCAGAAGGAUGGUGGAUGGCUACAUGAAGCUCUAUCACCCCAACAAUGCCCAGCUGGGCAUGGCUGUGAUGCGGGCAGGGCUGACCAACUGGCACGCUGGUAACAUUGAGGUGGGGCAUGGGAUGAUCUGCAAAGCCUAUGCCAUUCUCCUGGUGACACACGGACCCUCCCACCCCAUCACCAAGGACUUAGAGGCCAUGCGGGUACAGACAGAGAUGGAGCUGCGCAUGUUCCGCCAGAAUGAAUUCAUGUACCACAAGAUGCGCGAGGCCGCCCUCAACAAUCAGCCCAUGCAGGUCAUGGCAGAGCCGAGCAAUGAGCCAGCCCCAGCUCUGUUCCAUAAGAAGCAGUGAGGACCUGGGAUGGGGAGCAACAUGGCACUGGGGAGAGUUUCUGGAUGGGAUGGGUCUCUCCAGAGACCCUUGAAGAGGAAAUCAGGGUAAUUCGCCACCUUGUGUCCAAGGAAAGGUACUGCCCUUGAUCCCCAGUGUCAUUUGGGUUCAAUUCGACAUAUUUCAACCCAAUUUAACUCUAUCUCAUCCUUGCAGAACUCCUCCUAUAAAUAGUUUAUAGGCGUGCUACAUCCUAGCACUCAAUAAAGGAACACAAAUAUAACUGGAGGCAAAAUGUAAACAGACAAUGAAAGCACAAUGUGAUUCCAAAUGCAUUGGUGAACUGUAUGGAGAGAGGGGUAGUGCAGAGGGAGGUGUGUGUCUCGCAUAUGUCUGGUGCAUGUGUUAUGUGUGCUGUGGGGUGGUCAUGGAGAGGAUGACAUCCAAGCUGAGGGUGCUUCUAAGACCCUGGUGUCCUACUGGGUUCUCACUUGUCUGAGCAGGUGUUUCUGGGGCUGUUGGUCUCUACCAUUGUCUAGAACUUUAGUAUUUAGAAGACUAGUGUUGAUGAUGCCCAGUUUCCUCAGGCUGAUGUGGAGUUCUGAGGAAGGGCUAUGCUUGGCCAUUUAGGAUCUACUCAGUGAGCUGAAAACCCUUCAGAAUGGUGCAAUCCAGAAAGAGGUAGCAAUCUUCCUAAUCACCCCAAGGUCUCAAUUUAUUCCGAAUUUCAAGUAUAAUUUUAGAAAUAAUUCUAGAACACACAAGAAAGUGAGUAUCUCCCUUCCUUUCCCUCAUCGCCAAGGCUUAAGGCUGUUUCGAUGUGGGGUCUACUUAAUACAAUGUCUAAGACUUUUCUGGCCAGUGGCAUAGGAGAAUUUAAAAAAUCAUCCUGGGGUGAAUGUUUUCAGGGUGACACAGGGUGAAGCACACAUGCAUGAUGAUCAUGGCCCAGCAGAUUUGGCUUUGGCUUACCUUGCCUAAUUUCCUUUUCUGCUCAUUACCUGGGGGUUCUGCUCUUUGCACCAGAAGGAGCGCUCUUCCUACCUGGGUUAGGAGCUCAUUAGAGGUGUGACAAAUUUAUCCUCAUUCUCUGGGAGGCAUUGUGAUUUCUAUCUCAUAAGUGAAAUUCUUAGGGAUUAACCAAUCCCAAGCAUAGCUUAUUAUCUUUUGAGAUUCCAGAUUUUUCAUGAAAGAUUUUGGAAAUCUUAGAACACAACCCUUCCAUUAAAGGUAUCACUAAGAUUUCUACACAUCUUUGAUCUAACAUUGAACCUAGAACUCUACUUAAUGUCUUGAAGUCAAGCAAUCCCACCAAGCUCCAUAUUUAUUUAUCCCUGCCUAAAAUGUUAGCUCCUCUACUCCACCUUUCAUCCCUAGAAUUACACAUUGUCUCCCUUUGACCCCUGUCCAUGGGCUGAAGACCCUGAAAAUGAGUCACUUCUUUGCAGAGUACAUACUUGACAUUUGGCUCUUUGUUGAGAUCAUUUUCUUCUCUGGAGGGUUUUGUACGAAUUCUGACAAGUUUUCAGGCCCACAUCCUAAAGAUGAGACAACACUGAGCCCCUCCCUGGGUUCCAACAAGCAUAUUGAAAUUAUCAUUUUUGUCCCCUUAUUUAACACCCUUCCCUUUGUCAUUGUUGUCUGUUCACCCACUGGUCUUUCUCCCAUAUUCACAUCAUUUUCUCCAUGCCAUCAUCCAAAAUUUGUUGUCUUCAAUGAAUUGUGCUCUGUGCCUAUGCUCCUCCUUCCCCCUUCCCUCUCAGACCAUGGAACAGGAUUCCUUCUUCUCUCACAAACCUAAACUCUAUACCUGUGCCUUGGACUCCUUGCUCUCCUGUGUCUUUGAGACCUUGGUUAUUAUUCCUUCUCCUUUCUGGAUUCUUGACCUUUGUCCACCACCAGCAUGCUUUAGUGUAGUAGACAAACAUGCACAUGACUCUUGGACCAUAAUCUUCAUGGCUGAGUAUUCUUCUGGUGUAUAGUUAUUAUAUGCUUGCCCUCACUUUCCAUUUCUUUCAGAAUGCACUACAGACUGGCUUCCAUUCAUGCUCCUCCACUAAAUGGCUCUGGCCAAGAUCAACUGGGUACUUGUUAGUCCUUACAUUAUUUAGUCUCUCUCUGUGAAUAAGACCCCCAGCCUUGAUUUCUGUGACCCCAUAUCCUCAGGAUAUCCUCUGAUGUGGUUUCUCAAGCUCUUCCACUUGACCAGGUUCUCCACCUGGCCUGAUGGGUUGGCAUUUCUUGGGUGGGUUCUGACCUUGAUUCAUUCUCUCCUCACUCUGCAGUACUCCCUGCAUGGGCUUAGGCAGGCCCUUUCUGUAAUGCCCACCUUGAGGUUGAUGACUCUCACAUCUGCACUCCCUGACCUUGCACUUGAACUCCACCUCUGCACAGCCUCUUGGAUAUUCUACAAACACAUCAAACUCUGUAUGUCCACGAUGAGACUCUUUUGCUUUCCCCUCUUUCUCAACAUGUAUUACCUUGAGAACACCACUCAGAAAGAUCACGUCCUCCAUCGGCAGGCUCCUAAAGGCUAGGGCUGUGUAACUUCAUUCAUCUUUCUAGCCCCAGAACCUAACACAAGUCCUGGGAAAGGAUAGGUACUCAGUAAAUGUGUGUUGAAUAAAUGAAUGAAUGACCAGUUGAGUGAAUUUGCUUUUCUCAGAGCAAAAGAGACAUGAAACUGCCUUUGAGUUUUUAUGUUAAAGCAGUCAACAAUGCCCAUUAAACUCUCUGUGUUUCCAAACAAACA